This is a messenger RNA of Populus nigra (black poplar), 1288 nucleotides long. RefSeq names its product probable pectinesterase 29. NCBI's taxonomy places the organism in Eukaryota, Viridiplantae, Streptophyta, Magnoliopsida, Malpighiales, Salicaceae. The record is from RefSeq and is a predicted model, not a curated record. The transcript is spliced from 5 exons. Gene Ontology annotation, molecular function: pectinesterase activity. Gene Ontology annotation, biological process: cell wall modification. Bases 67 to 1170 code for a protein of 367 amino acids.
UUCCCUUAUCCCCUCCAAAAUCUUUAAAACUUUGAUCCCUUCUUAUUUAAGAAUUGCCAAGUAUGUAUGUUACAACUUGCAAUUUCAUUUCCCCUACACAUUUUUUUGUUUCUUUGUUUAGUCAUUUUCUUAACUCAAGUUUUCCCAUCCCUUUUCUCCAUCAAGAUGUUGCUUCCAUGGUGUUCAUGUUUAUAUUUUGCUCUCUUGCUGUGCAGUUUUCAAUUAGGAUUUGCCAAUGAAAACUUCCUAAAAUAUGGUAAGGGGUCUAAUCCUCACAGAAAGACACUGCCUUACAGAACACUCCUUAUUGAUAAGUCAGGCCAUGGGAAUUUUUCUAGUAUACAAUCUGCCAUUGAUUCAAUUCCAUCAGACAAUAAGAACUGGGUUUGUAUCCACGUAAGGGCUGGAACAUAUAGGGAGAAGGUUAAGAUCCCUUACAACAAACCAUAUAUCAUUCUCAGAGGAGAGGGGAAAAGAAGGACAAAGAUUGUUUGGGAUGAUCAUUUUUCAACAGCACAGAGCCCCACUUUUGUUUCUUUAGCAGAUAAUAUUGUAGUCAGAAGCAUUACCUUUGUAAACUCCUAUAAUUUUCCACAUGAUAACAACCCAAGAUUGCCAGCAGUAGCUGCUAUGAUAACCGGGGACAAGACUGCAUUUUACCAAUGUGGGUUUGCAGGGGUGCAAGACACACUGUGGGAUGAGGCAGGCAGGCAUUACUUCAAGCGUUGCACCAUUCAGGGUGCUGUUGAUUUUAUCUUUGGAAGUGGCCAAUCUAUUUAUGAGGGUUGCUCCAUACAAGUACUUGAAGGAGGGUUCAUCACAGCACAAGGAAGAACGAAUCCAAGUGAUGCAAAUGGGUUUGUGUUCAAGGGGUGCAAUGUGUUUGGCAAAUCUUCAGUUUACUUGGGAAGGCCAUGGAGAGGUUAUUCUAGGGUCUUAUUUUACAAGUCAAAUUUUUCAAAUGUUGUAGAUCCCGAAGGAUGGAAUGCAUGGAACUUUGUUGGCCAUGAGAACCAAAUAACAUUUGCUGAGUAUGGCAACUUUGGGCCAGGAGCUGAGACUUCAAAGAGGGUUAACUGGGCAAAUAAGCUGAGCCCUCAAUCCUUGGAAGAAUUAACCAGCAUGUCUUUCAUUAAUGCUGAAAACUGGAUCGAAAAACAACCUAUUUAGAUGCAAGCAGAUAUCUUGUGUCAUACAAAUCCCUCGAAGUCGUUUUUUAGAUAACUUUUCAGGCAAACUAUAUGCUUAUUUUCCAUUUUCCAUGAAUAAAUUCAAGCUCGUUUUAUCA